Symbiodinium natans is the source of this 819-nucleotide messenger RNA. The record is from the annotation of a GenBank genome assembly. Lineage: Eukaryota; Dinophyceae; Suessiales; Symbiodiniaceae.
AUGAAAGCCCAAGGUCUUCUGCUUGUGGCGUCCCCUGCAGCAGGUACCAUCUGCUGCACAAGCUCGCAAAAUCAACAUGCCAGGCUCUAUCUGUUGCGCGACCAGGCUACGUCAUGCCACUAUGCAGCCAGGGUGCACACACCACUGCCGAUUUCGGGUCACUGGCCAGCCCAGCUGCAGUGGGCUGAUGAUGUCAAACGUCCAAUCGUACAUUGGCAGGCAGUCCACCAACAAGGCUCUGUCGAAGCCCUCAACGUUCUCCUGGACCAGUAUCGGUUCCUGGAUGGUUCGUCUCAAUGCCACCCAGAUAAAGAAGUGGGCGCGGGACAUGGCGCUGUCGAAAUCGCGAAGGCCGAAAGGACUUACAUCCGUACAUGGCGUUCCUGCUACGUGCAACAUGCCGACGGUGUCGUCGAUGCUGCACUCCUGCUCGUGUCUGAGGCAGUAGGCGUGCCUGGCGUGGCAGGGUCAACUGUCCAAGUGUGUGUUUGCAGAAUCUGUGCAACUAUGAACCAAGACAGUAAAGAGUCAAGAGCAUUGCUGGCCCGGAUGCUUCCGGAUGGCUCGGUCUUUCAGCACCAUGGGCAGCAGGUGCGUGUCUAUCCGACCACUACGCUGCCACUCGUCCAGGCUGUCACGCAAAGGCUGCUUCAGAAAGACUGUGAUGUCACCGUAGAGGCAAUCUGGAGGAUGAGGAUGGAUGAGGAGCUCCGUUUGUGCAGCCUUGCUCCACUCCUGGUAGUUCCGGGCAACAACUAUUGCUCCUUGUGUGCCUACCUACCUCUCCCGACUCCUAACUACAAGACAAUUACCUGCUGA